Gossypium raimondii (Peruvian cotton) is the source of this 3597-nucleotide messenger RNA. RefSeq names its product sister chromatid cohesion protein PDS5 homolog C-like. NCBI's taxonomy places the organism in Eukaryota, Viridiplantae, Streptophyta, Magnoliopsida, Malvales, Malvaceae. Gene Ontology annotation, biological process: DNA repair; mitotic sister chromatid cohesion. Bases 621 to 3242 code for a protein of 873 amino acids. Gene Ontology annotation, cellular component: chromatin; nucleus. The transcript has 15 exons. The record is from RefSeq and is a predicted model, not a curated record.
UGGAUUCUCCUUAAAGCGCACAAAAUUACACACAACAAAAUCGAUCAAAGAGGCUAAGGACUAAGGAGGAAAAUGAAAAAGCUAAAAUUUUUAAAAUUAUAAAAUUUAUCUUUUACUAUGUUCAAUUUUCUUUUUUUACAGUAUUCCCUCUGCAAUUUUUUAAUUAACCAAAAAAAACCCUCACCCCAUCAACUUCCGCUUUCUCGUUCCGGGAAAAAACUCCGAAAACCCUAACUUUCUCUCGAGUAAAAUCUCCUCCUCCCUCUCUCGCUGAAUCCACCUUUCGUUUCACGUUUUAUGGCCUUUCGCGUGAGUCUGUAGGUUUUCAAUGGUGUGAAAUCGAGGCCUUAGACUAAGAUUUGAAGGAUCUGUUUCUGUAUAUUUAGGUACAUAGAAUAUAUAUUUUUUCAUAGAGAAAAAAGCUAUGACGGCAUCUGAGAAAGAGCUGGAGCUACAGUUAAUGGAGGCUGGAAACAGGCUCGUCGAACCCCCGUCGUCAGUCGCUGAGCUCAUCCCUCUCCUUGACCUUUACCAUUCUAUUUCUGUUCUUGUGGAGCAUUAUAGCUGUAUAGCAAGUUGAGAGUUGUCUAUCAAGGGUGGAACAAUCACCAAGCCAAUCAAUGCAAAAUGCACUGUCUCCAUCACUCAAAGCAUUGGUAGCAGAGCACCUGUUCAGACAUCCUGAUGAUGAUGUAAAAGUUGCAGUUGCUGCUUGCAUCAGCGAGAUAACAAGGAUAACUGCACCUGAUGCUCCUUAUGAUGAUGACCAGAUGAGGGAGGUUUUUCAACUGAUUGUGUCAUCCUUUGAGAAUUUAUCUGACAAGUCCAGCCGUUCAUUCAUUAAGAGGACCUCGAUUCUUGAAACUGUUGCCAAAGUCAGGUCGUGUGUGGUGAUGUUGGAUCUUGAAUGUGAUGCCCUUAUUGUUGAGAUGUUCCAGCAUUUCCUCAAGGCAAUAAGGGAUUAUCAUGCAGAGGCAGUCUUUACAUCGAUGGUGACUAUUAUGACCCUUGUGCUGGAAGAAAGUGAAGAUAUCCCUACAGAGCUGCUCUCCCCAAUCUUAUCUAGUGUAAAGAAGGAUAAUGAGGAAGUUCUUCCUGUUGCUCGGAAGUUGGCAGAGAAAGUGCUUGAAAACUGUGCAUCAAAGCUUCAACCAUACCUAACCCAAGCUGUAGAGAACUUGGGAAUUUCUUUUGAUGAUUAUAGUAGUAUAGUUGCUUCUAUAUGUGGGGCGACAGCUGGUGCUGUAGAGCGGGAUGAUGCUGCUGUUGGAAAACUUGCGGAUGAUGAGAAAAUACCAGCAGAGGCACCUUUGGAGAACGCAGCCCAGGGGGAUAAAAAGAUUCCUAAAGAAGCAGUUUCAAUUGAACAAGUGGCCCUUGUAAAUGAAAAGACUCCCGUGCCAGUUGCUUGCAAUGGCAUUAUGCAAACUGCUGAUUCAAUCUCUGUAAAGAAGCAAGAGGAUGAUCACAUUGCUGAUAAGUCCGAGAAUGAAACAUCAACUGUGGCUGAACCUGAUUUAUUGGAAGCUGAGAAAGUGGUCGAUCCAGACCCUAAGUUAGAGCAAAGUACCCAGGAAAAGGAGAGGAAAUCUGAUUCAAAAUUAACUGAACUUUCUGGCAGCUCUCAGGUUGAUGAGAAGGAAGUUGAGACUAUACCGGAUCGUAAACAUGACUGCAAGGAUGGUGAUGGUUCUCAAUGUCGAGAUGUGUCUGUUGAUGGGGAUGUAUCCUCUGAAAAUAGAAGAGAGACAGAUUUUCAGCAUUCCUCUCCAAAAGCAAUUGAGGAUAAAUCGACUGAUGUUGCUUCCCCAACACCAAGUGGGACUGUAAUUGUUGAUGGUCAUUCCAAAAGGGUAUCAAGGCCAAAAAAGAAAGACAGCGUAAACAAGGAGACAACAUGUUCUGUUGAUGACUUCUCUAAGAAGUCGCAUGAAGGGACAAGUGAUUCUGAAGCAAAAUCAAAUAGACAAUCAGGAAAAAAGGGUUCUACUGUAGUUUCCAACGAGGAUAAUGCUCCAGUUAGUGUAGAUGAAACUAAGAAAGAAAGUGACAUUGCAAGUGAUUCGGAGGCAAAAUCACUGAAGAAGUCAUCAAAGAAGGUAGAUUCUAGUGGUAACAACUUAGAUAAAUCCUCUUCAAAGCAACUGGAGGAUAAGAAUAGGCUAGCUCGGGGUAAAGUUGCUCCUGUGAAGGAUGGAACAAAAAACUCAACCAAGAAUGAUGAUGAGGAAGUGAUUGGAUCUCCAAAGUCAGUGAAGCCAAACAAACAAGAUUCUCACAAGGAGGGGACCCCUAAGACAAAUUCCAAGAGAAAGCAUAUGCCAAGUAAAGAAAAAUCUUCUGAUUCUAUGGAGUAUGGUGAGAAUCUUGUCGGCUUGAAGGUGAAGGUCUGGUGGCCCAAAGACCGUGAGUUCUAUGAAGGUUUUAUUCAUUCAUUUGAUUCCGCUAAAAAGAAGCACAAGGUGCACUAUAAUGACGGUGAUGAAGAAAUUUUAAAUCUUAAAAGAGAAAAGUGGGCUGUGAUUGAAGAUGAGUCAGGGUCAGAUGAGGAAGGUGCAGCAAAUCUACCAAGUCCUGAUGGUUCAUCUGACAUUGGCGGGCCUCAAAAGAAGAAGGCAAAAACAGCUGAUCCCUCGAGCAAGAAAGCUAAGAUGGAUGCUUCACCAAAAAGGGGUGGAGUAACUUCGUCGGGGAAAUCCAAGGGUAGUGCCACAAAGUCUGGUCGCAAAACAAAGGAAGAUGCUAAAGUGGAUGGGAAAUCCAAAGAUGGUUCCAAGAGUGUCAGUAAAUCUGGCAAUGACAGUGUUGCUAAGUCCAAGGAUCCUAGCACCCCCAAAACUGGCAGUAAACCAGUUGACAAUGCUUCAAAAGCAGACAAGAAGUCCAAGAAUGAGGAGAGUGGUGAAACACCGAAGUCUACGAAAUCCAAGGAUGAUGGAAGUGCCACACCAAAAGCUUCCUCAAAGUUAAAACAAGACGUUCCAAAGACGGGCAAUUCCAAGCAGGAAACCCCCAAAAUUUCGUCCCAAUCUAAGGGUAAGCCUCUUAAGAGUGGGGGCAAAUCCAAUUCUAAUGGCACUGGUAAGUCAAAGUCUGGUUCGUCAAAGGUGAAAGAAAGAGAAAGCAUGAAAGAGAGCUCAACUGAUUCAGGAAAAGUUGUGGGAAGUGUGAAGCGGAAAGCACCAAGUUUGUUGAAGGCGCAGGGAAGUGAUUCAAAGUCUGGAAAAAAGAGGCAAAGAUGAGUUGAAAGUCGCACCUACUGCAUUGUCAUUUGCCAAGGGUUGGUUCUUCUCCAAUGUGGAACUUGGGUGAAUUGUAGUAUUUAUUGUAGCAUUUGGGUAUUUGACGUAGAUCUUAGGUUUGUGGCUAGCAAAUAUUCGUAGUUAAUGCAGUUUAUAGUGGUUGUACUUUGUAGGGUUACGAUACCUUUUUUAUAUAGAUAUAGUUUUUUUUCCUUUUCCUUUAUUAUUGAUGCCAGGCGUUAGGAUCACAUUGGGUUUAGAGUUUUUGCCUUUGUACCAAAGAGUUGCUUCUAUAGAUUAACUGUGGAAGCAGUGGUGGCGUAUCCUUUUCUAUCGAAUGCCUUCCCCUUUUUAA